This is a messenger RNA of Penicillium verhagenii, 1812 nucleotides long. RefSeq names its product T6SS phospholipase effector Tle1-like catalytic domain-containing protein. Bases 1 to 1812 code for a protein of 603 amino acids. The record is from RefSeq and is a predicted model, not a curated record. Lineage: Eukaryota; Fungi; Ascomycota; Eurotiomycetes; Eurotiales; Aspergillaceae. The transcript is spliced from 3 exons.
AUGUCCUACAAGAAGCCUUCUACGAGCUCUACCGGUGGCGAGGAGAACGACCUGGGAAUCAAGAAGCGCCAUGUCCUGGACAAGGAUCGCCAGUCCCAAAAGCGCAUCAUCAUCUGCUGUGAUGGUACCUGGCAAUCUGCAGUCUCAGGAGAGAAUAACGUCCCCUCCAAUAUCACGCGCCUUUGUCGCGCCAUCAACCCCGUUGGAAGUGAUGCCAGCGGAGAAGUUUGGGAGCAAAUUGUCUGGUAUGAUUCCGGAGUGGGCACCACUUCGCUUCCACUCAGUACCACCUAUGAAGGUGCCACAGGACAAGGUCUAGAGGGUAAUGUUAUCGAGGCGUACAACUUUUGCGUGCUCAACUAUACCCCUGGUGAUCAAAUCAUGGUAUUCGGCUUUUCUCGGGGCGCCUACACUGCUCGCACCAUCGCCGGUGUUAUCACCGACAUUGGAAUCUGCAAGAAGACGGAUCUGAACAGAUUCCCUGAUUUGUGGAAGCAGUAUAAGACCUUUAAACACGAGAAGACGAACAAAGGCAAACGAUUUUUCCGCAGCAAGGCUUGGUUCGAGUGGAUGUGGGAGCAGACCGAGACCCAAGGCCGCGUUGUGCGAGACAUGAAGUCUAUCGAAGCCGAUUGGGCCCAGCCCAAUUCGCGGACAGUGGAGGUGGUUGGUGUUUAUGACACGGUUGGUGCUAUAGGUAUGCCGGAAGUGUUUGGGCAAACAGUGCCUAUGAUUGUGAAAAGGGAAAAUGAGUGGCACAAUGUGGGGCUUUCGACGCACAUUAAGCACGCUUUCCAAGCUCUGGCUUUUAAUGAAAGGCGCAAGGCGUUUAAACCCAGUCUGUUUUAUAUUCCUCCCAAGCCGAACAACGCAGGGAAGACACAGGCAGAUGAUAAGGAUGCAGUGGGAGGUGCAAGGAAAGCCUAUAGUGAUCUCAGUGAGAUCACAAAAAGCCCCAGCCCGGCGGAAGUCAAGGACGCCGGCUCAAGAUUGAACGACGCUCUUCGACGUCGCAUGAAUCACGAAAACAAAAUGAAGGACCCGACGAAGCUACUACAAGUUUGGUUCCCAGGUUAUCAUAUCCACAUCGGUGGAGGGUCAUCGGACACUAUGCAGAACAAGGACAACAUGGAGGAGAUGUCUAACAUCGCCUACGCCUGGAUGCUUGAUCAAGUGAAGAAGCACUUGUCUCUGAACGAGGAGCACAUUAUGCAGGAGUACACGGACCGCGAAAAUAACUUUAAACUUCAGAAUCGAAAGUUCAAGGACUGGAAAAAAAAUCCAGAGUCAUGGAAAGAUUGGGCUUGGCGCAGAUCAUCGCAGGUCGUCUCAGCCGUUACCCAUCCUUUGACCCCUGGCCCGGUCCCUCUUUUUACCGAAGAGCGCUUCUAUGACUGGGGAACGGGCAAGAUGGAAGACAGCUAUAGCGAGAUGUACCGAAUUAACGGACAGCAUGUUCGCACUCCAGGUCUAUACGCUUUCAAUGAAAAAGGCGAGUCGCUCGGUGACACUUGCGAGUAUAUCCACCCCGUUGGGCAAUACCGAGCCGAGCAGGCGGGCAAGGCGACGAUCAAUAUUGGGCCUCUCGGGCCUAUUUUCAGUCGCAAGUUGGCACCUCAAGAUAAAAACAAGAAGAAGGAGGAUCAAGAGCCUCGCUACGUGUGGGAUUUGACAUACCCUCCGGACCCAAAGCUUCCAAGUGAUGUCAGACUCAAGGAAUGGCCCCUUGGUGGACCGGACUGCUACGAGCGAAAAGCCAUUAUUGGACCACGAGCACAGAAAUGGGUUAAAAGCCUGGACAACAUGAAAUAG